Molecule: messenger RNA, 2277 nt
Organism: Eimeria maxima
Lineage: Eukaryota; Apicomplexa; Conoidasida; Eucoccidiorida; Eimeriidae
Exons: 6
Coding region: 1-2277 (758 amino acids)
Source: RefSeq, a predicted model, not a curated record
AUGGGGCCCACCUGGUGGAAGUGCCAGAACUUGGGGGCCCUCCCAGGGGGGCCCCCUAAACCCGAGGGGCCCCCACCCGGGGCCCCUUGGGGUAGCAUGUUUGGCGAUUCUUUCGCUGGUUUUCGUGAUUUAUUUGCUCGUACAGAUUCAUAUUUUAGUCAAGUUGGUUUGCUGCCUCUGCUGCUGCCUCUGCCGCUGCAAGGAGAAUGCGGGGCCCUUAAGAGGGGCCUCCUCCGUAGUUUUAUUCUUUCUUCUUCUCAUAUUCACUCUUCUCUCCUUGCUGCCCUCACCCGUUCUUCUUCUACCUUUCACAAUACCCCAACGGGCACACCUAGGGGGGCCCCUUCUCCAUCGACAGACUCUCCCCCAGGGGCCCGUUCCCCAGGGUGGACCUCAGGGGGAGUUCAAGGAGGUGCCACAGAGGUCCCCUUACGGCUCCCCUUAAGAAGCCCUUAUGCGACACCCCAUGUGGGGCUCUCUGGGGGUCCUCUAGUAGGGGAAACCACAGGGGGCCCCUCUGGGGGGCCCCAUGGAGGCCCCGCGAGGAGUAGUGUGUUGUGCGGGGAUGACGCUGUUGCUGCUGCUUUAUUGCCUGCAUGCAUGUUGAGGGAGAAGCUAAAGAUACUCGCUAGGGAAUUGGGAGUAAAGUUAGAAAAGAAGAAAAGAGGAGAAGAAGGAGAAGAAAAAGAAGAAAAAGAAGAAGAAAAACCUCUGCUUAGUGAUGAGGAAUUAGGGAUGCCUGCCCUAAGAAGAGUAUUGGAGUGUAUAGAGAGCAGCAACACAGAAGGCGUGCUGCUGCUGCUAUGCGAGCGUCGCUCCUCUUCUUUUCCUUUGGGGCCCUUUUGUUCUUCCUUGGAUACAAUACUAAAUGCUAGCAGCAGCCAAUUAAGAGAGAGGCAGCUGGUGCAGCAGCAGGAACUGCAGCAGCAACCCCGUAUUGAGGACCUUGGAUUAGGUGUUGUUGCAGGAGGAAUUGCAUUAAUGAGCCUAAAAGGACAAAGAGAAAUUCUCUCCCUUUUCUGUAUUGAACAACUCCCUGAUGAUGCUAGACACCAGCUCCUACGAGUUCUUGCUGUCCGUCUAUUAGCGUUGGGGUUACUAUGGCCAAGUGUAUUUUGUAGCUCAGGGAGAGGAGAAGAAGAUUUUAUUCGUAUAUCUGAUGCUUUUUUAUUACAUUUCCCUCGUCCUGCAUGCGAAUUCUUUUGUCUUUCCUCUGGUCUUCAGCUGUCUAGGCAUGUAGAGGAGGCUAUACACCCUAAUUCGUCACCCCAUACAGACCAAUGCACAGGCUGUAUAUGCAUUAAGAGACUUCAACGCAAAAUUAAUAGUUAUAAAAAGCUCCAACACCAUAAGCCCCAAGCCACACCUACACCCGCCUCCUUAGGGGGGACCUCCCCACAGCAAGAAGGGGCAGGACCCCAACAGCAAGAAGGAAGGCGAGGAAGCCAACAGCCGGAAGGAGGGGGCACGCAGCAUCAGCCUGAAGGGGGCCCCCAACCUGAUGGUAGGGCCUCCAACAAUACUGGAGCAGCGCAGGAGCACGGAGGGGCCCAAAUGCCCAUUCCUUCAAAUGCCUCCCGGGAGGGGAGCCAAGGUGGGGCACAAGCGGGUUCUCCGAGUGGGCCACAACGACCGGAAGGGGGUGGUCGCCCUGGUAGCCCCCAGGGGGGCCCCCAAGGGGAGGGUACGCAACGCGGGAGGGAGGGGGGAAAGGGGGUAAUGGAAGAAGAAUGGGUGGAAUUUUGGGCAAUAAGCAAAAGGAGGUUUUUUAACAUUUGGAGACAAAGAGCAGAUCAACUUGUACCCGAAACACCCGCUGCCUCCUUAAUGGAAGCUCUAGAUGGACCCUUGAGGUUCCCCUCUUCUGUUACUGCAAACACCCCAGCGCCAACCCCGUCGCCUAUCAGGAAACGAGGAGGAGGCCCCCGCAGCAAACGCGCCAGAGGAGGGGGGACCCCCAGCAGCAACGCUGCAGCAACAGAAGACAGAAACAAGGAAGCAGCAAAGGGGCGAAGGGCAAGGCUUACCAAGAACUCAGCACAAACGUCCGAUUCAACCCAGGCUCCUGCUGCUCCUACUGCUACUGCUUGUGCGUCUGACAGCGACACGCGCUGUGUGGACGUUUCGAGACCCCAUAACGGUCCCUUAUUCUGUGCUUCGGCGGGGCCCCCACCAGCAUUCGUAGGUGUCCCCGCCCCUUCGAGAACAUCCACCCCCCCACCUGCAGCUGCUUCGGCGGCGGCUACCCCCCUUCUUUCCGUUAAAGAGGAAGCCUAA